Messenger RNA from Dermatophagoides pteronyssinus (European house dust mite), 1335 nucleotides. Its product is annotated as palmitoyltransferase ZDHHC6-like. The record is from RefSeq and is a predicted model, not a curated record. Lineage: Eukaryota; Metazoa; Arthropoda; Arachnida; Sarcoptiformes; Pyroglyphidae. Gene Ontology annotation, molecular function: protein binding; palmitoyltransferase activity.
GAAUAUUUUUUGGCCUUUUUUUUCAAUUAAUUCGAUUCAAUUUGAAAUUUUGUUUUUCAUUUAUAAUUCGACGAUAAGAAUUUUUUUUAUUUAAUCUUUUUUUCUCAAAACAAAAUGAAACGUUUAUUUCAUUGGGGACCAAUAAUAGCAUUGAUAAUUAUCAAAUUAAUAUCAUUAACAACAUUAUAUUUUACCGGUUUAUGGUUAACUAUUGAUCAUUAUGGUUGGUUAGCUUUUAUCAAUUAUAUUUGCUAUUAUUGUCUUCUAGCCACAACAUUAUAUAAUUUUCUUUGUGCAAUGUUUAUUGGACCGGAUUAUGUGCCAAAAGGAUGGCGACCCGAAUAUAUUGAUGAUGAACAAUAUUUACAAUAUUGUCAACAAUGUGAUGGUUUCAAAGCACCACGUAGUCAUCAUUGUUCCAAAUGUCAACGUUGUGUAUUAAAAAUGGAUCAUCAUUGUCCAUGGAUCAAUAAUUGUUGUGGUUAUCGUAAUCAAAAAUUUUUCUUCAAUUUUCUUUUUUUCGCUGUUAUUGGUUCAAUACAUUCAUCGGUAUUAUUAUCGAUUACAUUAUAUCGAGCUUUAACAUACAUACCGUAUUCUACUCCAAAUUCUCUUCGUUUAACAAUUUGGAAUGCAUUUUUAAUAUUGAUGGCCACCGGUAUGGCUAUCGGUGUUGUAAUUGCAGUUGGAAUUUUACUGAUAAUUCAAACGCGGAUAAUCAUUAAAAAUCGUACCAGUAUUGAAGAUUGGAUUAUUAAAAAAGCCAAAAAUCGUGAACGAAGUGAACCAUUCAUAUUUCCAUAUGAUUUAGGUGUUUGGCAAAAUAUUCGUCAAGUAUUAUGGGAACCAUUAUCCGAUGGUAUUCAAUGGCCCGUACGAAGUGAUUGUCAUCAAUAUACAUUGACUUAUGAACAAAUUUUACAGAAAAAAGAUAAAAUAGAUAAUGCAGCAAUUUAUCGUAUAAUUCGGCCAUAUAAUGGACGAUUUUUUCCAUUAUUUUCACAAGGAUUUAAAGUAUGCAUUACAUUUCCAAUUAAUGAUGAUAAUCGUCUUUCAGUUGAAACGGGUGAUGAAAUUCUUGUAACACAUUCGCAUAAACAUUGGUUUUAUGGACAAAAAUUGUCAACAAAUGAAAAAAUUCGUCCAAAAGGAUGGUUUCCAUGUCGAUGUGCUGUAUUGUUAGUACAACCAAAAUUACAUUAUCAAAAAACUAAUAAUCAAAAGCAACAUUCUUCCAGUGGUGAUAUAUCAACUGAUAAUGAUUUAAAUAGUAAAAAAGAAAAUUGAAUUUGUUUUUUUAUUUUAUUUUUCUAAUAUAAUAUAUUUGCUUGUUUA